Boleophthalmus pectinirostris (great blue-spotted mudskipper) is the source of this 1983-nucleotide messenger RNA. It is a transcript of the gene znf750, whose product is annotated as zinc finger protein 750. The coding region runs from base 146 to 1855 and encodes 569 amino acids. Gene Ontology annotation, molecular function: DNA-binding transcription activator activity, RNA polymerase II-specific; RNA polymerase II cis-regulatory region sequence-specific DNA binding; promoter-specific chromatin binding. The record is from RefSeq and is a predicted model, not a curated record. The transcript is spliced from 3 exons. Lineage: Eukaryota; Metazoa; Chordata; Actinopteri; Gobiiformes; Gobiidae. Gene Ontology annotation, biological process: epidermis development; positive regulation of transcription by RNA polymerase II. Gene Ontology annotation, cellular component: nucleus.
CGGAAGAGCUUACUAAGACCUUGGCGAGAAAAACAUCCUAAAACCAAACUAAAAGUAUCAUCAGAGAAUCAUAGGUGUCUGGCAGUCCUUUCCUCCAGCGACAAACAGCUAACAUCAUAACUUCAACCUGAGCAGGUGAACCAGAAUGGAAACUGCUCAGGAGCGAAAACCAAAGAGACCACACUACAUUCCCAGACCACCAGGAAAACCAUUCAAAUACCAAUGUUUCCAAUGUCCUUUCACCUGCAAUGAGAAGUCCCAUCUAUUCAACCAUAUGAAAUAUAACCUCUGUAAAAACUCCAUCUCCCUCGUAUCGCAGAAGAAUGGGACAGCAUCAAGACAGAUCAAAACUACAGUCAAAGCUCUUGGGCCCAAAACUAAGGACAGUCCUAUCCCCUCCCCAGCACUUCAAAAUGUUGAUAAAAACAUGAAUGGGGAGAACAAAACAGAAGAGGAUAAGAGUAAGGAGGACACGGAGGAGGUAGACGUGGUAUGUAAUAGUCCAGACAACAAGGAGAGAGAGAGUUUGACCAGUCCAGUUGUUGAUUCAGACAACACAGAAAAUAAUGAGCCAAUGUCUCUGCCACGCCCAUCCGCCUUCUCCCCAGUAACACCAACAGGAACUGAGAAACCUUCAGCAGUGAAGCUAGAAGAUCCAAAGACAAGCACUUUACACCAGCCUGGCUUUCCAUGGGGUACUAUGACGACACCACCCGUCCCUUUAAAACCCUACCCCCCUCCAAUGGUGCCUGAAUACCCCCCAUAUAUCCUAACAGACCAAGGCCUCUAUCCGCCAUACUACCUCACUGCAAACCACCACAGAAGUGAUCCAAACUCCAACUCUUUCAGGCCUGAGUUCCUGGACCCACAAAGGCCAGUUGUACCUCAACCUGUUACCCCAACUUACCCUCCCCUCUUCCCCCCAUACUCUUACCGAUACUGCCCCUCUCUCCACCCCACUCCUCCUCUUCACUACAGCCUCUAUAGACCACAUGAACUUGCCAUGCCAAUAACGGGACCAAGAUAUCUUCCUCUUGACAUGUAUAGCCCAAGCCUUGGGUCAAAAGACUAUGAGUUUUACUUACAAAGUCGAGCCAGUCAUAGCACAGGCCCGGUAGAGGAGAACAACCAAGGGCCAAACAACGAUAAAGCAACUAGACUGAGUCCUAAAGAGGGUUGUUCAGCCUCGGGGUCCCCUGAUAGACCAUGCAACUCAAACAAUGUCCAAACAGAUUCAGAGGGACCACAGUACACACCUCCUCUCUCACAACCCAGCUGCCCUGACUCAAGAGAAGAAAGCUCUGCUGAGAUUUUAAUGCAACUCAGAAGACAGCAUGUGGACCCAGGAUCAGCUGAUAAACAGCGUUCAGUGGUUACUGAUAACAGAGAAGAGGUAGCACCACUCAACCUCUCAACAAGAAGCCAUGACAAGGAAGAUAGUUCUCCACUCAGACAUGGCAGUGACAGUUUAGGCAGAGAAGAAUUGCCUCUCAAUCUGAGUAUCCGACCAUCUCAUAUCAAUCCCUCAGUUUGGAGCACAACUGAAACCCCUCAGUGGGAGCUGGGUGUGGAGAUGGAUGAAGAGGAAGUUUGUGACCAAAGGCAGACAGCAGCACUAGCACUCUGUCAACUGGCCAGUGCUAGCUCUGCAACCUCUUAUGAUCUUAACAGAGGUGUCACAGAACUGGAAGAAUCCUCAAGUACACUUCAAGAGAGAACAAAAAGUACAACAGAGACUGAGGCAAAGAUAGUGAAACGGAAAAACAAAGACAAAUAUGAAAAUGACAACCACAAGCCAACAAAGAGGGCAAAGACCACAGGACGGGCUGUGAGAAGGAGGCCUCGCUGCUGCUAACAGAUCAACUAUUGUAGAAAUAUAGGACUGAUGCCAAAGGACAAAAAUGUCUUACCCUGAACACUACAAGCCUCCACAUGAAAAUGUUAUUUGACAAUGUCAGGGUUAAAGCACUGAAAUUAAAUUAU